Messenger RNA from Penicillium brevicompactum, 654 nucleotides. RefSeq lists its product as uncharacterized. Bases 1 to 654 code for a protein of 217 amino acids. NCBI's taxonomy places the organism in Eukaryota, Fungi, Ascomycota, Eurotiomycetes, Eurotiales, Aspergillaceae. The transcript has a single exon. The record is from RefSeq and is a predicted model, not a curated record.
AUGAACACCACUAAAACCAAGCCUUACACGAUCGAAUAUCAGAAAAUCGAGACCUAUUCCGACCUCAUGCUCCCAAACAAAUCAGGAAAAAAUGUAGCCAAACCGCUCCAAAUCGACAAACCCAUAAUGGAACAUCCCGACGAGGAAUUCUCUGACGAUUCAGUCCACAGACAUUACAGGGUCCCCACAGUCGCAAUGCGCGCAAACCCAUUCAUAACUAUGAACUGCGAAGUGCAACGCGACGCUUUAAACACAUGCCCCACACCACUCAGCCUGAACAGGUGGGUCAGCACGGAAUACCUCAUUUGGGAUUUAUCCGCAAGUCUGGCUGAAAGCAACACUGACCUUGCGUGGACUUCUCACUUCAAUCGGCACCAUCAUGCCGACUGGCAGCGUAUCAAAGCACAGUGUGAGAAGGUUGCUGAUCUUCCAGAUAGGUUCAUGCAAAAGAUUCCACCUCCACCGUUCUUUGCUGCUGAGAUUACUAUUCAGUCAACGAAUGGUGGUCUCUAUUUCCCAAUUUGUGCACCGCCGAGUGGAGAAAUGAUAACUACUCCAUUCUGGGGUCUUUGGUUGCUCAUUCUUUACCAGCAGUCUGACUCGGUUGGGGGAUUUAGUGUUGUUCUUAGGGUCCCAACAAUCCCAUUGGAGUAG